Messenger RNA from Ectocarpus sp. CCAP 1310/34, 1461 nucleotides. The record is from the annotation of a GenBank genome assembly. Lineage: Eukaryota; Phaeophyceae; Ectocarpales; Ectocarpaceae.
GUGGAGUAGCGAGGGUUGAACUCGGACCUCGAGAUCGAGGCCACACCCGCAAGGAGCCAUGACACGAAGACCUUCGACGUUGGCUUUGGUGUUGAGCCAUCGUGGGUGCUGUUGCCUGCUGUUGGCAUGGGUGGUUGCUUGCUCGGAAGUCGUGUCAGGGUCAGGGGCCCACACGUUCGUUGCCAAAGCUGCAGGACACAGCAGCAGUGGUUCAGCCUCGGCUCAGGCCCACUCCAGACCGUUGUACGAGGCGGCAGCAUCGGCAGGGUCAGCAACAACAGACGUAGAAGCAGCAGGCAACAGUAACACCAAACACAACCGCGCGUUUGCGUGGGCGCGACCAAGAGGGGAUAGCAGCAAUAAAAGAAGUACAGGCCGAGUGGAAGGGUCGCCGCGCGGCAGUGGGGGGUUGGGGGGCUUACUAGCGUCGUGGGGGGAAUCAACGAAGGAACCCAUCGCAAGAUGGAAAGCACGGCAUGGCAGCCUCUUCGCCCAUGAGAACGUUAACCGGAAGGCUCAGGCGGCGGCGAGAGCGGCGGGGAUGCGCCCGGAUUACAAGCUGACGUUUUGGGGCUGCAUGGUGGCGGGGGCGACAUCGCUCCACCCGGCAAACGUGAUCAAGACGCUGCUGCAGACGAAGGGGUCUUUCAGGGCGAUUCUUCCCCUGACGUGGACCACUCUCUCAAGGGGGGCGGGGGCGCAGUUCUUGCUGUCGCUGCCAAACGGGGCUUUGCAUUUCGCCGUUUUGGAGAAUACCAAAUCAAGGAUGGCCGAGAUGUUCCCACUGAAGUCAGCGUCUUUCCUGCUGGAUUUUGCUUCUUGCUCGGUAGCGACGGCUCUGUGCUCUGUCAUGAGCACACCUCAGAUGGUUUUGACCAAUAGGAUCAUGGCGGGGGUGUACCCGAACCUGUGGACAGGUGUUCGGAGCAUCAUCCAGGAGAAGGGGGCGCUCGGUUUCUACGCCGGGUGGUGGCCGGGGCUCGUGCAAAAGAUCCCCUCGUACGGGUUGACGUGGGUUUUGUUCCAGCAGGUGAAGGACUUGCACUACAGGAUGGCGAAGCGCUUGCCCUCCAAUGCGGAGAACUUCUGGCUCGGAUGCAUCGCAGCGGCGGGAUCGGUGACGAUCAUGAUCCCUAUGGACACAGUCAAGACUCGUCUGGUGACCCAGUCGAGCGCAUCGACCGUGAUGUACAGCGGGAUCUUUAACUGCUUCACGAGGAUGCUGCGGGAGGAGGGUUUAACUUCUUUUUACAAUUCGUUAUCGCCGCGCCUCGUGAGCGUCGUUCCCAUGAUCGGCGUUCAGUACCUGGUGUACGAGUUUAUGAAGCGACUUAUGGCCGAGGUCCCGGAAGCCGCGGCGCCAAUGCCGAAGAAAAAGAACGUGCUCUCGCGAACCACAGUAUUAGUAGAGGAGCUUGAAACCGUAACGGAGGGAUAGAAGCAGAUGAGACAGACUUGUGU